This is a messenger RNA of Brachypodium distachyon (stiff brome), 2749 nucleotides long. Its product is annotated as protein tesmin/TSO1-like CXC 2. The record is from RefSeq and is a predicted model, not a curated record. The coding region runs from base 128 to 2491 and encodes 787 amino acids. The transcript has 11 exons. NCBI's taxonomy places the organism in Eukaryota, Viridiplantae, Streptophyta, Magnoliopsida, Poales, Poaceae. Gene Ontology annotation, molecular function: DNA-binding transcription factor activity.
GACCUACUCCUCCUCUUUCCUCCAGAGCGAGAGAGGGAGGCAGUAGAGGACAAGGAGGAGAGCGGGGGGAGGGAAGGAGGAGCGGAGAAGAAAGGAGGAAGGGGACUCUCGUGGAGGGGGUGCGGAGAUGGACACGCCCGACCGCGCGGCGUUGCCGGCGUCAUCCAGGGCGGAGGACUCGCCGCUUUUUGGAUUCAUCGAUAGUAUGUCGCCAAUUGAGCCUCUCAAGUCGGCUUAUUCCACAAAUAGCCUCCAAGCAUACCAGUCUCUGAGCAUCACCUCCAUUUCCUCCAUCUUCACUUCUCCUCAUCACAAUACACAGAAGGAAUCUAAACUUUCCAAGAGCUCUUUUGCUGAUUUCAAUGAAAGUGAGGUUUGCACGGAUCACAGUGAUAAAAAUAAGCCACCCAGUUCCUCGAAUGCUGUUAGAUUGUUUGCCUGCACUAGCAGCAUUACCGAAGAGACCCACACAGCUACCAGUUCAGUAAAUGAGGGUAUUGUUGAUCCUGCCAAAGGGCCCAAUGAUUUGCCUCAACCUGGUCGAUUUGAGUCUGGCAGUCCGGAUCACAACACAACACCUUGCCACGGUGUUAGAUCAGAUCUUAAGCAGGACAAGCGUCGCAAAUCGGAAGCAGUGCAAACCAACAAAAAUACCUUGGAGAAUAGGAAAUGCUUAUUUUCCUCUAACAUCCAGCUCCCUGAUGGCUGCCAGCCUGAAGAAGGCAAUGGUGAGGUGCUUGGUUGUGACUGGGAGGACUUAGUUUCUGCAACUUCUGGUGAGCUUUUAGCCUUUGAUGACACAUCAACUGUUGAAGAUCACGGAGGAGUUCGCCUGGCAGUAAAUAAUGCUGAAUCAUGUGGAUUUUUGCUCUCGGAACUUAAUGGAGGUUGUGACAUAUCGGACAGAACGCACCCUAUUGGGACCAGUCAAGUAUACUAUCAUGAGAUGGUAAUGGAAGAAGAUAAGACGGAAAAUGCCCAAUUCUUUUCUGAAGGUCAAAAAACAAUGUCAGGUGAAGAAAUGCAGGAUAAUCUUAAUGAAGACAAUGCAUGCAUUCCAUUAGGCUGCAAGGUUGAGACUCACCAACAACGUGGGACACGAAAGCGCUGCCUGGUUUUUGAGGCAGCUGGAUAUUCAAACAGGACUGUCCAGAAAGAAUCUGUUGGCGAUUUGACUGUCUCAAAAUUGAAAGGCAAAAGUGUUGCACAAAAUCACACAAAUCCAGGAAAAACUCCAUCACCACGUGUAUUGCGUGGUAUUGGUCUACAUUUAAAUGCUCUUGCAUUAACAUCAAAAGACAAAAUCGUUUGCCAGGACCCUUUGUCUACUGCUUUGGUUCCAUCAGUCAAAACUGAACAGGAUAUGCAUGGGAACUUGUUAUCUGCUGGAGAGAAUUUCGUCCAUUCAAGUGGCGAACUGUUAGACCUUCAGAUGGAUAAUGAUGAUUGUUUAGCUGGAGGUUUUCUCGGAAAUGAUCAUAUUUCAAGUCAAAGUAGCAGCCCUCAAAAGAAGAGGCGUAAAUCAGAUAAUGGCGACGAUGAAUCAUGCAAGCGCUGCAGCUGUAAAAAGUCCAAGUGCUUGAAACUUUAUUGUGAGUGCUUUGCUGCUGGCGUGUACUGUUCCGAACCUUGUUCAUGUUUAGGAUGUCUUAACAAGCCUAUACAUGAGGAAAUUGUUCUCUCCACUCGUAAGCAGAUAGAAUUCCGGAAUCCGCUAGCAUUUGCUCCAAAAGUGAUCCGCUUGUCUGAUGCUGGUCAGGAGACCCAGGAAGAUCCUAAUAACACCCCUGCCUCUGCUCGCCACAAGAGAGGAUGCAAUUGCAAGAAGUCAAGCUGUCUCAAGAAAUACUGUGAAUGCUAUCAGGGAGGUGUUGGUUGCUCCAGCAACUGCAGAUGUGAAAGUUGCAAAAACACUUUUGGCAUGAGAGAUGGUGCUGUAUCAGUUGAGAAUGAAGAAAUGAAGCAAGGAGGCGAACAGACUGAAAGUUGUGGAAAAGAAAAGGAAAAUGACGAACAAAAGGCAAAUGUACAUAAUGGCGAUCACCAACUCGUUGAACUUGGUGUCCCAAUAACACCACCUUUGGCUAUUUCCAGUUCUUUGCUCCAACAGCCAAACUUCUCAAAUGCAAAGCCACCAAGACCUUCUAAACCCCGCACGGGGAGUUCCUCCCGUCCUUCAAAAGCCGCUGCAUCAGUUCUCUCUCACAAAAUUCCCAAGGUUGCCAACAGUGUGUUCAAUGAGGAAGUGCCUGAUAUUUUAACAGAACCUGCUUCUCCUGGUAUCGUCAAGACUUCUUCACCCAAUGGAAAAAGAGUCUCACCACCACACAAUUCACUCAGCAUUUCACCAAGUCGAAGAGGAGGACGGAAACUAAUACUGAAAUCCAUUCCCUCAUUUCCGUCACUUCUUGGAGACACAAGCAGUGGUUCUGCAAUUAGCAAUUCCAACAGUGCAUUUACCGAAUCAUCUCUUGCUUUAGGUCCACCUUAAAGUCUGGGAAGCAAAUUACCUUCAACCGGAGUACAACUUGUAGUCCGAUACUGUACCCCACACCUUAGUCAGCGUCAAGGCUCGAGGUACUGUCAGAGAAUAUUAUGUUAGAAAUUAAAGAUCAGGUAGUCUAUUUGUAAUAUAUGUAGUGAGUGAAUAAGCUGUAUGUAAGAUGCUAUUAUCUUAUGAAGUUAUCCUUAUUGAAAUCUAUUAAUACUAUAUAAAUCACCUCUGGUGAGUCAGGGAGAUUCAGUUUCA